CAUAGCCAGCUCUCCCAUUAUCUCUCAUUCUCAUAAUCUCAGGAAAAAAUCCAUCAUUUUGUCGUCGCUCUAUCAUUUUCGCCGACUCGCCGUUGCCCACUCCACCAUCGUCACGUUCCCCUCUUUCUCCCUCAUCUUCCCAUCUCUCUUUCAAGUUCCAAUCCUUACAAAAGCUCUAACACAGGAAACUCGAAACCCUUUUCCUUCUCCUGUUCAACCGAACCAUAUCCGCCCCAUUUCCACCAUUGUUGCCGACUCGCCACCAGCUGCUACAAUCUCCCUUUCAUCUUCCCAUCUCAUACUCUUUGAAACAGAAAAACCCUAACCCCUUUAUCUCAUCUUUGGAAUCUAAUCUAUGGUUCAACUGUGAACAAUGAAGGUCACUCAAGGGAGGAAGAGGAAACAUCAAGAAAUUUUUGUUUGCUUGGGUUUUUUCUAGCAGAGAAUAUCAGGUCUAUAUCGAACUGACUGGAACAUCUUCGACCCAUCAUAACAAUCUUCCUGACUCUAAUCUGAUGGCCAGAUGGGAUGAGAUUCUGUCUCUCCCAGUGCAGAGUCCUCCAACUUUAGAAUUUUCUUCUGCUGAUAUUGUGUGGUCUAAGGUGGAAGGUUGGCGUGACAACAUUGAUAGAGUUGCUCUUAUCCCCUUUGCUAGAGUGGACGAUUUUGUGAGGGGGGAAUCUUCAAAUAAAGAAUGUCCCACCAGAUUUCAUGUUGAAGCAAGAAGGAGAAGGCCUCCAGAGAUGCCUUACAAGCCAAAGGUUGAUGGCAUCCUUGAAUAUAUUCUGUACUGGUGCUCUUUUGGCCCAGACGAUCACCGGAAAGGUGGCAUUGUUCGGCCAAGCAGAAGCACUUACAUCCCGAAAAAGAAAUCUGCCGGCCGGCCAAACACAAAGAGAGGGUGCACCUGUCAUUUCAUUGUGAAGCGCUUAAUUGCGGAACCAUCAGUUGCACUUAUCAUAUAUAAUCAAGAUAAGCAUGUAGACAAGAAAGGACUACCCUGUCAUGGACCGCAGGAUAAGAAAGCUGUAGGAACACGGGCCAUGUUUGCACCUUACAUCUCAGAUGAUCUUCGUCUCCGGGUCUUAUCUCUACUAUAUGUUGGAGUCUCUGUGGAAACAAUAAUGCAGAGACACAAUGAAUCAGUAGAGAGACAAGGGGGUCCAUGUAAUCGUGAUGACCUACUCACACACAGGUAUGUGAGGAGACUGGAGAGGAGUAUCCGGCGCUCCACGUAUGAACUGGAUGAAGAUGAUAUGGUUAGCAUUGCUAUGUGGGUUGAGAGCCAUCAAAGUCAUGUCUUCUUUUAUGAGGACUUUUCUGAUACAGACCCCUUUGUCCUGGGCAUUCAAACAGAGUGGCAGUUGCAACAAAUGAUCCGGUUUGGAAAUCGUAGUCUUGUGGCAUCUGAUUCAAGGUUUGGAACAAACAAGUUGAAGUAUCCUGUUCAUAGUCUCCUCGUCUUUGACUCAGACAACAAGGCCAUCCCUGUUGCCUGGAUUGUAGCACCAAGAUUUGCAAGUGGGGAUGCACAUAAGUGGAUUAGAGCUCUUUACAAUAGAGUGCAUUCAAAGGAUCCUACAUGGAAGCUGGCUGGUUUCAUAGUUGAUGAUCCUGCAGCUGAUGUCCUUACUAUCAGGGAAGUGUUCCAGUGCUCUGUUUUAAUAUGCUUUUGGCGGGUCCGUCAUGCAUGGCAUAAAAACCUGGUAAAGAAAUGUUUGGAUAUUCAAAUGCGUGCGGAGAUAUCAAGACGACUUGGAGAGGCAGUGUAUGCAAUCUGCAAAGGAAAUGGCAAUGUGGAUUUAUUCGAGGAUUUCAUGGGAGAUUUUUUGGACUGCUUAGAUUUCUUGGAUUACUUCAGGGCAAUCUGGUUUCCACGGAUUGGGUUGUGGACUACUGCAUUGAAGACUCUUCCACUUGCCAGCCAAGAGACUUCGGCAGCAAUGGAAUAUUACCAUCAUCAACUGAAACUCAGAUUGUUUAAUGAGAAGAAUCCAAGCGUUUAUCAACGUACUGACUGGUUAGUUGAUAAGUUGGGUACCAAGGUGCAUUCAUACUUCUGGCUUGAUGAGUAUUCAGGGAAGGAUGACUUUGGUCGAUAUAGAAAAAAUGAGUGGAUGAGUGGUUUAACAUCCUGGCGCCAAGCACUGGAGAUUACAGAUGCAGAUGUUGUUUUAGAAGGUAGAUGUGCAAAGGUACUUAGCCAGCAUAAUAAGGGGAUGGCUCAUGUUGUUCACAAUCCUGGUUCUGAAUUUGCAAUAUGUGAUUGCAAUUGGUCACAGAUGGGCAAUCUCUGUAAACAUGUGAUUAAGGUGAGUAAGGUCUGCCGUGAUAGGAGUUCUGCUGUGUCAUCUAUCAGCCUCUUUGAGUACAACCAGACUCUAAUUAAUAUACUUCAUUGUCCACCACAUGAUUCUCUGAUUCGGGAUCAUGCAGUUUCUCUAGCCAUUUUUGUACAGAUGCAACUGAAUGCAUUGGUUCAGCCAGAAAAUGGCAGGGUCGAUGUGCCUCCUGUUGAGAAACAAACUCAAAAUAAACAUUCUGCUUGUAAACAUGCAAAUUUAAUAAAUGAGAGCCAAUGUGCAAGCAAGAAAAUAUUAAGUUGUAAUGAGAAUCCUGCUGAAGAUGGAGAUGAUGAGGAGAAUGUUGUAGGUGAUCUGAGUAGUGAUGAUGUGACUAAUGGGGUAGCUUGUGAAAAUGGCUUCUGCAGUGAGAGUGCACAGGAAAUAAUUGCUUCCACUGAGAUGGAUGUUGAUCCAUUAUCAAUCUGUGCCUCCCCAUCUGAAUUAUUACCUCUUGAUGUGGUCACAUCUACUAAUGAUCAUUUUUCCAAUGGUAAUGCUUCUACAAUUAGGAAUGGGACUCAAGAUGAGGUAUUAAAUGUGGCUUUUCAUGACAAGGUGGUUGACAAGAACCAUCAUGGUAAUGUUGAGGGAAGCACCACUGGCAGCAUGAUGGAUGUGGAUCCAAAAUUCACAGAGACUCCCUGUUCAACAUCGAGGGCUUUUGACCCAUGUAUGGUAAGUAAUGGUGUUUGCAGCAAUCUUGCCAACCCAACUGUUACUGGUGAUACAAUAGAUGUCAACCCCCAAUCCAUUGAGACUUCUCAGCCAAGAUCUGUUUUUACUGUGCCAGAACCAAUAAACAGUGUUGAGUCCAUGGAUCAGAUCUCAGAAAAUGGGCACAGAGAUUUACAGAAUGAGAUCCCAGGCAUGAAUGCAAGUCUACAAUCUGUUAGUAAUGCUUGCACAGUAGCUGGGGUUCGAGGUCGUUUGUCAGACGAAUAUCAUCAAGACGAUGUAAUUAACUGGUUAGAAAGUGACGGCAUUUGUAGUUAUGCAGCAGAGGAAAAUGGCAGCAUGAUGGAUGUAUGCCCCAAUUCAAUCCAAAACUCUCUUUCACGGUCAAGGUCUGCUGAACAUGAGACACGUGUUGACAAUGUAGCCAGUGGUACUAGUGUUUGUGAUAAUAUUUUGGAGAGAGAUCCUGGCAAAGUGAUGAAUGGAGGAGAUUUAACAAAUAAAAGUGAGGGCAUAAAUGAGAAGCCUUCUCCCGAUUCCAGUCCAACUAGAUGUGAGGUUCAAGAUGGAAUUGCAGGUGGAGGUUGUCAUAGCGAUAGAAGCAGCCUAGUAGCAAGUUGCAAUGACAUUUCUAAUGAUGUUGCUGCAGAAACUGUGUCAGGACAUUCUAUCCAGACUCCGACAAGGACAGUUUCUUUAGGCCAGCAAGUAGUUGACCUUGUAGAAGGUGAUGAUGUUGUUUGUGGCGAAGAUUCAGGAGAUAAUGCUAAAGGGGACAGAAUGGAUGUUGGAGCUGAAUCCAGCCAAAUUUGUGUCUGAAUUUAGGGUUCUGGGCAUAGAAUUGAGAGUACAUGUGCUUCUGUUGAUAUAUACAAUGUGUAGUUUAAUGAAUGAAAGAGCAGACAUGCGGGAUAUAUCUAACAGAUUGUAAUCGUCACUGCUAAUCGGAAACUGUUAGAGGUGGUAUUUCAGUUCAAGCUAGUGGAAACCAAACUGUUCCAUGGUUUUCUGAUGCAGAUUAUAUAAUAUAUAUCCUAUAUUGCAGCGGUGUAAAAUGGAGGAUGAGAUGGUGCUGCGAAACUGUGAAGCUCUUAUUUUCCUUGCGAGUUGUAAACGGGCGUGACAAGUAUCGGUUCCUAUUCGAUGGUUCAUGAUUUGUAUCGGCACACUACACUUUUAAAAUGUGAGCUUUCUCCAUUCAUGAUGGUAUGCUCCUAUACGCGUCACAUUGGAAUUCAAGCUAACAACUAUUGGUGCUGUCAAUUGUCUUAAUGUGUAUAUAAAGACUUGUAUAAUUUUAUAUUGUAAGUGGUGGAUGAAUCUUGAGUUAACCAGAACAGGUUUCUUGAUUUUUUCUUGAAACAGGCAAAUAAUAUUCUUUCUUUUAAUA
This is a messenger RNA of Nelumbo nucifera (sacred lotus), 4410 nucleotides long. RefSeq names its product zinc ion binding protein. The record is from RefSeq and is a predicted model, not a curated record. Lineage: Eukaryota; Viridiplantae; Streptophyta; Magnoliopsida; Proteales; Nelumbonaceae. Gene Ontology annotation, molecular function: zinc ion binding.